GAGGCGGUGCACAGCGCCAAGGAAUAUAUUAAAGGAAUCUGUGAACCUGAACUAGAAGAAAGAGAAUGUUAUCCUAAAGCCAUGCACUGCAUUUUUGUUGGGGCACAGAGUCUGUUUCUGAAGAGCUUGAUUCAGGACACGUGUGCUGAUCUCUGCAUUCUGGACAUUGGUCUGCUUGGCAUCAGAGGAAGUGCCGAAGCUGUGGUCAUGGCUAGGAGUCACAUUCAACAGUUUGUAAAGCUCUUUGAGAAUAAUGAGAACCUACCCAACAGUCAGAAAGAAUCCGAGAUAAAAAGGGAAUUUAAACAAUUUGUUGAAGCUCAUGCAGACAAUUAUACGAUGGACUUGUUAAUUUUGCCCACCUCCUUGAAAAAAGAGCUUUUGACACUCACACAAGGUGAGGAGAAUUUAUUUGAAACAGCAGAUGAUGUUAUUGAAAUUGGAGAUGCUCAACGAACAGAGUUUACACAGAACGCUGCCACAGGGCUGAAUAUUUCCAGAGAUGAAAUUGUUUUGCAGGAAGAUGGAAGAAAUAAGGCUGGCACUCCUGUUUCUGAGCUUACAAAACAAAUGGACGCGGUCUUUUCUAGUUCACAAGAUGUACUUUUUGUUCCAAUAAAUGGUCUAGCCCCAGAUGAAGAGGCUCUUUCCAAAGACAGAAUUUGUCACAAAAGGAGAUUUUCUGAUUCUGAAGAAAGGCAUACAAAGAAACAGUUUUCUUUGGAAAAUGUUCAAGAGGGGGAGCUUUUACAAGAUGGUAAGACAUUAGCUGGAAGUGUAAUCAUUGACCUAUCCGAUUCUUCUGCUGAUCCCGAAAAUUUAAGUCCCGAUGUAAAGGAGACCACUGAGGAAAUGGAAUACAAUAUUCUUGUAAACUUUUUUAAAACCAUGGGCUAUUCCCAAGAAAUUGUUGAAAAGGUCAUUCGGGAGUAUGGGCCGUCUACUGAACCAUUAUUGCUCUUAGAAGAAAUUGAAAAAGAAAAUAAAAGAUUCCAAGGAGACAGAGAAUUUUCACCUGGUACUAUGUAUCCAGAGACCAGCAGAACCAAAAAUAAAGGUGUUUGUACCAGCAUAAGUGAACCUACAACUGAUUCCACUCCAAAGAAAACACAAACUCACACGCAGCAAAAUAUGGUUGAAAAGUUUUCUCAGUUACCAUUCAAAGAAUCAAAACCAUGUACCUCAAAUUGCAAAAUUAAUACUUUCAGAACAGUGCCAAUAGAACAGAAACAAAUCUGGAGUUCAAGCCAGAAUUAUAUUUGUAACAUGGACCUUGAAACUGAUGGCCUUUUACCCUCUGUUGUCUCUUCAAGUCCCAAAGAAGUUGUCAGUUUUGUUUCCAGAGGCGCUUCAAGUCACCAGCCCAGAAUUCCAGUCUUUCCUGAAAAUGGUUUGCAGCAGCAAGCAGAGCCCUUGCUUCCAAGUAAUGUGAAGUCCGCCUGUGAAAACCGUUCUGGGUGUUGCAGCUCUCCACAGCCUAAGCCAAAUUGCCCGCCCCUCUCUCCACCGAUGCCACUGCCCCAGCUCUUACCUUCAGUUACCGACGCAAGGGUGGCGGGACCGUCUGAUCAUAUUGAUUCCUCAGUUACGGGCGUUCAAAGGUUUCGAGAUACUCUGAAAGUACCCUACAAGCUCGAGUUAAAAAAUGAGCCGGGGAGAACGGAUUUGAAGCACAUUGUUAUAGAUGGGAGCAAUGUCGCAAUUACCCACGGUCUGAAAAAGUUCUUUUCUUGUCGUGGAAUUGCAAUUGCGGUUGAGUAUUUUUGGAAGCUUGGCAACAGAAACAUCACUGUAUUUGUCCCACAGUGGAGAACAAGGCGUGAUCCUAAUGUCACAGAACAGCACUUCUUAGCCCAGCUCCAGGAGCUUGGAAUAUUAUCUUUAACUCCUGCCCGGAUGGUCUUUGGAGAAAGAAUUGCUUCUCAUGAUGACAGGUUUCUGCUACACUUAGCGGACAAAACUGGUGGCAUAAUUGUAACAAAUGAUAACUUCAGAGAAUUUGUGACUGAGUCAGUCUCUUGGAGAGAAAUUAUUACAAAAAGAUUGCUUCAGUACACCUUCGUCGGGGACAUAUUUAUGGUUCCGGAUGACCCUCUGGGAAGAAGCGGACCUCGGUUAGAAGACUUUCUUAGGAAAGACGUCUUUCUUAGAGAUAUGCAGCCCCUGCUCAAUGCCUUGCCAAAGGUGGGCAUGUUUGACCCCAGUUUCAGAGUCCCUGGGGCCCAGGCAGCCAGCGCCAGCCACCAGCCUCCAGCGCGGAUUCAGGGCACCCCGCCCAGCCACUGGCUCCCUCCGCAGCCCCGCUUCCCAGCUCUGUCGAACCUUCCCAGCCUGCAGCAGAACGUGCCCAUGCCGGCCCAGAGGUCUCCUGCAGAAACCAGCGAGCUGCGGGAAGCCCUUCUGAAGAUCUUCCCUGACUCUGACCAGAGACUGAAGAUUGACCAGAUCCUGGUGGCCCACCCGUACAUGAAAGACCUGAACGCACUGUCGGCCAUGGUGUUGGACUGACGGCCACACUCACGUUAGUGCCCGCACGAGGCAGCGGGAAGCGACAUAAUGUGAAGAGACCGAUUUCCCAGUGGAAACGCUAUUGUAGUGUAUAGAAAAGAAAACAUGUUUUGUGUAUAAAAAAAUCUGGGUUUUCAAAACCAGCUUUUUCUAUAUAUAAAUUAUGCUGCUAUUACAGAUUUAACAUUUUCUGUAAAAGGAAAGUACAUUUUCUGCCUGUUCAGAACUGUUUAAUAGCAGUUACUCUUGAGUGUAUUUACAUUUUUAUGUUUUUUAAACUAUUUUCCUUAAAGCUGAAAAUAUUGACAAAUGGAUGAAUAGCCUUUCUAAAUAAAAAAGGAGCUGCUUUCUUAGGGAAAGCAAGACCUCUUAAAGUAUAUUUUCUUGAGAUGACUAUGUAACGUCCACUAACAUGAAGUGUGCUCAUCCCUCCCGGUCUCCUCUGCCCUCACCCCUGGAACUAGAGUCGUAGGAGGUGGUUUUGCUCCUGUGGGUCUUUUGUUGGAGUCAUUUGUGAGAGUGGGCAGGUGGGGCCACUAGAUGGCACCUGUGCCUAGCCGUUGUUAAUGGCCAGGGCUCAGUUAGACUCCCAGAAUGGCAGGGCGAGAAGAAACUGUAGAACUCAUAUAGUCCCACCCUACUUCCCCUGGCACCCCGAAGGAGAGGGAACUGAGGCUCCAUGUGCGCGUGUCUGCACAUGCCCGGGUCCACCAGGCGGGGACCAGACUCCUCGUGCAGUGCUCUGGCGUGCUCACCAGGCUGCGGCCUUGCUGUACCUGACCUGACUCUAGAGGUCAUGUCUGAGCCUCUGAAAAUAACAGUGGGAUGUGAAGAAAUUUGACAAAGAGCCCCAUUUGUUAUGAUAAUUUUGUGUCCAUAUCAUGGGAGCUAACAACCCAUGUGAUGUUUGUGCAGCUUUGCCAAAAAGUGAUUUUCUAUUCUCAAAAAUGACCCAAGCCAAUAAAUAGCAUUAGUAGCUGCCAUUGGGGCUCAGAGCCCCUUAUUUAUUUUUCCUGUGUUUGUCUUUUUAGUGUUCUUCUAAGCUGCCCUUCCUGUGAUUCUAUCUCAGAAUUGGUAUCUUAGUAUUGUGUUUUCAGUGUUGCUCAAAUUCUGUGUCAGUGAAGUUCUUUUCCUGGAUAAUUAUUCUUAACAUCUUUACUGUUCUCUGGACUUUCAAAGGGCUUUGUAUUUUAUACCUGUUCUCUUCCCAGGCUGCUCACGGUCAGUUUCGUGUCUGCCCUGUGGGUCAUGUCUCUCCUGGGCUCCCCCAGAAACAGCUGCUGAGGACUCGGUGCUGGUUUGUUUUUCAUGAGGAAGGGACUUUUCUGUCUGCGAGCAGAGCUGGUGGCCCUCCAGGAGGCUCCCUCCAGGUGUGUGUGACCUCUGUAUCCCUCAGGGGGUAAAUCCAGAGUCCUCCAGGUGGCUGGACUUCACACUUUAAUCAUAUUUUCUCUCCAUUGCCUUUAAGAUGCUUCCUGAUGAGGAACUGGUUGUCUGCUGCCGUUUUGGGUCAGACUACCAGAGUCACCGCCCGGUUGUGGAUGGAGACUUGAGAUGGGCAGGAAGUGACUCAGUCACAGCCCCUGUGCCUCCUCUUCAGAACUGGUGGCUUGUAAAAGCGUGGCAGAUGUGUGAGGGCUCGGGCUGUCUCGUAGUGACUCUGACCUUGUGUGUUGAGGUUUGGUCUGACAGCCUUGCCAAUCCAGUAUUUCUCCUCUGUUCAGAGGAGGACCCGGAGGUCAGCCUUGAUGGCCGAGGCUUAGCCACACAGGUCUUCCUGAAAGCGGACGGAGCCUCCACUGAUGCUAGGUGGGACUGGCUAGGCCUGGGGUUCCAGAGUUUUCUAGGCUCCAGAAGUGACUUGACCUUUGAGCUUUGUAUUAUGUAAGCCUCUGUAUUCUUAGUGUUGUUUCUGAGGCCUCUACCUGCCCCUUUCCUCUUCUGGGGCGUGGGAAAGAAGGAUGCAGGAGACUAAGUGGGUUAAUUAUGUCUGUUGAUAAAUUAUAACAUGAAACAUAAGGCAUAGUUCUUUCUGAAAACCAUCAGCUUUAGUUAAAUUUAAGUACUUAAAAACUCAAUUUUCAGGCCAUUAAAAAAGUCCUUACUUCAGCCUCAUCUUAAUAUUAAGUUCAGUGUUGAUGCUGCUCAAAUGUUUCUUGAUGGUCUGUCCCCAGCGGUCGAUUUCUGAAGCUCCUUAAAAGUGUCAGCAGCAAUGCGUCCUCAUUCUGUAACUCCUCGGGGUUACAGAGCGUGGUGCCUCUGCACCCUGUAUUUCCCGGUGUCCCGUGGAGUAGGUGGCCAGGCCAGGGAUGUGCUUUAUUCGGCACACUGGUGUGUGGUGCUCAGCCAGCCUGUCCGGGGUCCGAGAAUAAGCAGACGGUGAUGCAGGAUGAUUCCCAGGCCCCAGCUCCCCGCUCUGGGAGAAGAAAGCAUUAUUUCACCUUUCUCUCCAGGAGCCUGUGUCUGAGACCCCAUAGGCUGUCGGCUAGAAAGCUGUGGGAAGGCGUCUCAGCCAUCCCGGAUGGCGGUCAGCUCUGUCUGGCAGGCUCAGCUGCGGCAUGGCAGUGUUCUGGGAACUCAGGCCUGUUGCGGCUCUCGCUCUCUGAGAGGGGCCGUGGGGUCUUGCCUAAGUUUGUUGUGGCACGUGGAGUAUGAGCCACAGAGAAAGCUGCCAUGCUCCCCCAUCACAGGAGAUGCCCCACGCACGGGGCCCCGAGUUUGGGCCUUGGCGCCGUUCUCCCUCAGCUUCCAGCUGUCCACCAGCACUGCCAUGCCCUCCCCUGUCCUUCCUUCCUGUGUCCCUCCCCUCUCCUCACUGUGGUCUGUUCGGUCAGUCACUCUGACUCCUGCCGUUUGUUUCUUCAUUAUCUACCUCCACAUUAUUCCCCAUUAUUACAGAUCGGCUCCUACAAUAAAGUCACCUGAUUUCCCCUAAGAAUCAUCUCUGUGCAAUGCUGCUCUCCCUCACCUUCCCACUCUUCACUUCCUGUUUGCAAACUUGGCCUUUAUCCCACCACCUGAAAUAGUCUAGAAGUCAUCGGGGCCAGUCAUUGCCAAAAUCAGAGGUCUUUUCUGAGGUUCCCCUCCCAGAUGUUUUUCGUUCUUUUCUAUUCUUUUACCUCAAGACCAGUCCUCGAGACCCUUUUCUUUCUUGACAGGUGGCUCUCAAACUUUGGGCCAGCCACGGGACUCAUGAUGGGGAGGGCGGCUCUCACUAGAAAUGCAGAUUACUAGGCACAGCCCCCCGGGCUUUUUAUUCAGUGGCCCUGAGGAAAGCCGGGAAUUGGAGACAUCAGCAAACUCCUUGGUGUCCCCCGCGCAGGCUGUCCAGGGACCAUGUUGUGAGAAACUGUACUUGCCCUUAGUGGUCACUAACUCCAGCUCCCUCCUCCCUGAUGUCCCCUCUGGGCAGUGACUUCCAGUUCCAGCUCUAGGUCCGGCACUACCUGGCAUGAAGCCGAUUCGAGCCUCACUGGAAGCCCUGUGACAUCCUUAGACUCCCUCCCCAGACCCUCAGCCUGCUGUUCCUCGCUGUCCGUUCCCACCCCACCCUGCCACGACGGCCCCUCAUCCUCCCUUGUCUCCGUGUCCUGCCAGUGCCCAACCGGCAUGCUCUCAUGCUUUCCCUAGGGCGGCAGCCCCUGACACUCAGCCCACCCUCCCUCCCAGAUCCCACAGUGCUCCCACAUUUAUCUUCCAGAAAUGCAUUGCUGGGCACACCCUCAUCCUGUUCAGUGAUCUUCAGUGCCUCGGCCAGAGCACCAAGCUCAGCCCUCCUGAGAGUAGUGUGUGUCCUCCUCAUGGCCACGCGUGACGGCUUUAAAUAGCCCUUUUCCAGAUGCACAUGGCGGCCCACAUGUGUCCUCAGUCACCUGUGGGCUCCUGUCUGUGGUGUGCACCUCUUUUCUCUGCUAGAGAUGCCCUUUCUUCCAAAUGGCUUCUCCCUCAAAGACCCAGCCUCCUGCCUUCUCUUUGUGCCCUUGCCUGUGCUUCUGGCCAGAAGCAACCCCGUGGCGCUCUAUUACCCACGGCACUUGUGUCUCGCUUUUGGCACCUGCCGCACUGGCCGGUAUCACUGCAGCUGAUUGUGUACUGUGUCUCCCUCCCUUUCUAGACUGUGAGCUCCUCGCGGGCAGGGACCGUCUGUGUUCACUCUUUGUAUUUCCAUGGCACCUAUCACAGUGCCUUGCACUUAAUAGGUGCUCAAUAAACGUCUGCUCAAUUGAACUGGA
Suricata suricatta (meerkat) is the source of this 6740-nucleotide messenger RNA. It is a transcript of the gene N4BP1, whose product is annotated as NEDD4 binding protein 1. Gene Ontology annotation, biological process: negative regulation of protein ubiquitination; negative regulation of proteasomal ubiquitin-dependent protein catabolic process. The annotation marks the transcript as partial. Lineage: Eukaryota; Metazoa; Chordata; Mammalia; Carnivora; Herpestidae. Gene Ontology annotation, cellular component: PML body; nucleus. The record is from RefSeq and is a predicted model, not a curated record. The transcript has 7 exons.